This is a messenger RNA of Mesorhabditis spiculigera, 1974 nucleotides long. The record is from the annotation of a GenBank genome assembly. Lineage: Eukaryota; Metazoa; Nematoda; Chromadorea; Rhabditida; Rhabditidae.
AUGGGCGCCGGCGCAUCAACAGAGGAAGCAAGACCCAUUGAUUGGGAACGGAGAUAUUACGAUGUCGAUGAAGCGUUCUCCGAACUUGCCGUGAAUAUGGAAAUGUCGGUUUCAUCGGACCUGCAAAAUCAAGAAAGGUUAAAAACGCAGGCCACCGAAUUGAAUAAGCUCAAGGCAGAAAUUGCACGCCUCAAAAAGGUGCAGAGCACAACGGUCUCGCUGGAAACAUGGAAUAGAUUCAAGCAAGAUUUUGCCGAGUUGAAUAACAAGAUAAAUCAGCAACAAAAAGCUAUGGUGGAUUCCGGCUUUAAAUGGAACCAAGAAAGGCAGAACUACCAGAAAGACAUAAAACACCUGAAAUCAUCACUGGACGUCUUGAAGCAUAAGACUGUACCGCAAUUGACCAAGCUCCUCGAAGACGAAAAGAAGCGCAGCGCGACACAACAACAACUGAUGGCUGUUGAGGUUGAAAAAUUCAAAGUCUCAACCGCCGAAGCAAGACAACAGCUUCAGCAAUCAAAAGCGGAAAUUAAGAAGCUGUCGGAGCAGAUGUAUAAUCGGACAAAAAUCAUUAUCGAAAAUAUUCCAAUGUGUUACGGUCAUGAAGAAGUGAUUGAGCAAAUUUUGUCAAAGGGCGAGCAUCUAAUUUAUUGGGAUGAGAGCCCGGAUAUGAUGUUGCGCCUUCACGGCGAAGAUGUUCAGCGAUGCGUGGCCUAUUUGGAUAGUGUCCAAGCUGCUGAAGUGGAAGCGUCGACCUUGGGACUGCCCGACCCGUCAAAUAACCUAAAUGUGGCUGAAACGUUGUUUUACGGCACGAAUCGACGAAUUUUGUGCGUAACAUGGUUGCCAGAAGAAGUCCCCGACGCCAAAUUGCUAGUCAUCGACCCAGGCUUGGAGCCAGGAUUUGAGAUGAAAAAUGGGAGACCGCGGACGGAGCGUUUGCAAACCGACCCGGGCAUCAUUGGCUUCAUCUUUUUCGAGGAUAUCGAUAAGGCGAAACAGCAAUCCUACUACGGGUUCAUCGACAUCGGCACGCCGCCGCAGAGAUUCUACACAGACUUCGACACCGGCUCCAACCGGACGUGGCAGGCAUGCAGCACGUGUACACAGGACAGUUGCGUCAAGCCGGAAAUAGGCAAGUUCGACUGCUCGGCGUCAUCCACGUGCAACAGGACGGACGUGGAAUUUGGAAUAAGAUACCAAGACGGCGACUUGGUACAAGGGCACUUGAUUCAUGACCAUUUGUGUAUCGCCGGCUAUCGCACAAAAUCGCCGGUAGCGAUUGGAUGCGCCGACCGAAUGAAGGGAAUGUGGAACCAGAAAAUGCCCGCAAUCUUCGGCCUCGACAUCCAGGGAAUGCCCGAGUCGGCGUUGCACAGUAUUUUCGAGGAUAAAGAAAACUGCCCGGAGCCCAUCUUCUCCUUCUACAUGAACACCACGCUUGAUAAGGAUGGAAAAGGCGCCGGUGAGAUCACGUUCUGCGAAGCGGAUCCCGAACACUAUGAGGGUGGAAUCACAUGGGUACCAGUCGAUCCCUCUCAAAAAGACAGGGCUUGGAUGGUGAUGCCCGACAAGUUCAUGGCCAAUGGCAAAGAGUUCCCGGGAGAGCUAACGUACAUCGACAGCGGCUCGACGAUUAUGUAUGUGCCGGAUGCGGUCCUGGAGAGUUUGGACCUACCCGUUGAACCCUACCCGUGCGCCAACGCCACCAAUUUGCCGGUGAUCUCGAUCUACCUGGGCGGCCGCGAGAUCAAGAUGACCGGGGCUGACUACAGUCGCGAGCUAUCGAGCUCCGGCACCUGCAUGCUCGGUAUCCAGGGCAGCCGCCAGAGCGGAAUGCCCUGGUUCAGCCUCUUUGGGGACAUCUUCAUGCGGAAGAUGUACACCGUGUUCGACUACGGCAACCGGCGCAUCGGGUUCGCCGACUUGAAAACGCCCAAAAAGCCGGCCUGCACGACAACGACGCCGCAUUAC